AGCUUUCAGGGAUGCUGCCGGAAAACUACAAUGUGCUUAAAAAACUACAAGACCCAGCUUUUGUGUUUACACUUCCGGCUAGUUUUGCGUAACGGUUCCAGAGACUCAACUGACUUUACCUGCGAGGUGGUCUCCAACCACAACUUCUUAAUGCUGCCCGGUGUCCUCAGCUGUAUUCGGCCUGUCUCCAUCAGUCCUGCCCUAAGCCGACCUCUAGCCCACUUCAGAGCACACAUGGACCCAGAUCCCAGUCGGCCUGUUGAGAGGGCUAUCAGAACCAAACUAACCAACAGACUCAAGCCGGACCACUUAGAGAUCCACAAUGAAAGCCAUAUGCACGCUGUGCCCCCUGGUUCUGAAUCCCAUUUCCGUGUCCUGGUAGUGAGCUCCCAGUUUGAGGGUCUGCCACUGAUACAGCGCCACCGUCUGGUUAAUGAGGCUUUGAAGGAGGAGUUGAGUAGCUGCAUUCAUGCACUGGCCAUACAGGCAAAAACUCUUGAGCAGUGGGGGAGUAACCCCGACCUGGCUAAGAGCCCACCCUGCAUGGGAGGAUCGAGGGGGGAUCGCACAGUGGAGGAAAAACUGAAAGCUGGACGAGAAUGAAGUGUUGGACUAUGAAGCAGAGCCUGAUUGAAAUGUGAUGAAGGCAGGUGAAUGCUGUAAGAGAGGUAGAAAGAUUAGUAUUUCUUUGUUUUCCUCUUCAAUUUUACAUGUUAGUGAGAUUCUGAAGGGAUUUCUAUUUUUAUUUACGCUUCCUUGGUUUAAUGGCAGUUAGGAUUCCUUUCCAGAUGUCAAUACAAAAAUGAAUAUCUGUGGUUUUCCAAUCAUAAUAAAACACUCAUUGUAAACAUUAAGUUUCCAAAUGUAUUUGGAAUGUAAAUUGUGCCGUAUCAACUAGUGCCACACGGCUGUUGAACGAAUAAAGCAAAAAGAACAAUAA
Xiphias gladius (swordfish) is the source of this 940-nucleotide messenger RNA. It is a transcript of the gene bola1, whose product is annotated as bolA family member 1. The transcript is spliced from 2 exons. NCBI's taxonomy places the organism in Eukaryota, Metazoa, Chordata, Actinopteri, Istiophoriformes, Xiphiidae. The record is from RefSeq and is a predicted model, not a curated record. Bases 31 to 603 code for a protein of 190 amino acids. Gene Ontology annotation, cellular component: mitochondrion.